CGUUGGCGACUCUGCGGACCCGGGACGAUGUUUUGAAAAACGCGAAGAAAGCUGGAUGUUCACGAGGGCCGACUAAUAAUUCAAGUUUGUGGUUAACCUGAAUUAAACGGAGCUCAAAAUGACUGGUCCUACUGACGAAAUGCUAAACACUGUCGAGCGGUAUAAAAAGUUGGCAGAAAACAAGGAUAAUCAAGCCGCCAUGAUAAAGGACUCUGCGGUUGUCCAGUUCCUUGUGUAUGCUUUGGAAGGAACUUCAAGUGCUGUCAGAGAUACUGCCAUGACAACUUUAGAAUUAUUUGGUGAUAAUGUUACGCUAUGUCCAACUUUGAGAAAGACAUUUGGAGUGAUGGAGUCCCUUGAAGCUAUUGCUCACAGUUCUCUGCCUGAAAACAUUAUUUUGGCUGACCGAGCAAGAAAGCUACAUAGCAAACUUGAACAGUCCAAUAACUUAGUGUGGGAAGUCCCAAAGGAAGUAACAUUGCGGAUCCCUGAUUUGACCCCAGAGGAUUGCACAGAGAUAUGGCAAGCUCUUGCUUCUGUUCGAGGUGUGGUUUCCUGUCAAUUUAACCUGGAACUGAGCACAUGUACCCUGACUGUGUUUAGCAGCAUGAAUCCUCAAACUUUGGUACAAACUCUCUCCAACCAAUGCAGCUUAGAAGCAGAAGUUGUCAGGCCAGGAUUUCAGGCUGAUACUGGCUCCCAUGAUAGAUCCAUUCGUGACCUUCCUGCAUACCUGCCAGAGGAGGAUUCGCCCAUUGUUCAGAAAAAAGCUGUUGCAAGGAGGAGACCGAAGCGGAGAGAGAGCAGUUGGUUUACCAGAGCAGCCAGUGUUUUAGUUGAUUCCUUCUUUUGGUGAUGUUGUAUGGUCUGCCACCAUUUUUUGAUGGAUGAAGCAUUUUCUCCUGAGCGUUCAGGCAGUUUGAAUUAUUUAAAUGAUUCUCUCAAUCUUGUUCUUGUAGCUGUCACUUGCUAGCAAAGCAAGGGAAGUUAAAUUGUGAUAAGUUACAAAAGAAUCGCUUGAUAUGUUGUUCUUUUUAAUGGUACUGGUUUUAUCUGCCUCAAAAGCAAAAUGAAAGCAGUUCCACUCUUAAAACUUACUGUUAACGAGUACAUUACUUUAAAUUUUACAUUUUGAAAAUAAUGUAGAUUGUUAGACAGGCUUGUGUUUUCCUGUCCUAUAUGUAAUAACUUAUUUUAGAAAAGUAGACAUCAGACAUCAUUUGAGACCCUUUUUAUUUAUCAUUUUAUGAAUUUUUGUUUUGGAAAGUAAGACUGAGUUCAAAUAAAUUGCACCCGGCUACUUUCAACUCUGCAAAAUCAAAAUCCAUAUUUUAAAGACUAUUUUACAUGUUGAAGUAUAAAUUCAAUUUUGAAAUCAAAACCAUUCUACAUGGAUCAACUGCCAGACAUUGUUCACCUCACUUAUGAUAGUGAGUUAGUUUAAGGUCUAGAUUGUGAUUUUUAACUCUAAGCAGGGUUUUCACCUUUUGUUGUAUUAUAUUUUUAGUUGAAUAAAUUCUCCAGCUGAAACCAGAUUCAA
This is a messenger RNA of Thrips palmi, 1540 nucleotides long. Its product is annotated as armadillo repeat-containing protein 1-like. NCBI's taxonomy places the organism in Eukaryota, Metazoa, Arthropoda, Insecta, Thysanoptera, Thripidae. The transcript is spliced from 5 exons. Bases 119 to 856 code for a protein of 245 amino acids. The record is from RefSeq and is a predicted model, not a curated record.